CUGGCAAAACUUCACUCCGGGGUAAAAGAGAAUUAUUUCCGAAAAGUUCAUUGGUUUAAAUCCGACUUCCGACGUAAAUAAAAGAUGUCGGAAGGGAAAGAGGAGCCGAAACCUAAAACAGAGUAUAUUGAUGGACAAAAUAUUCCGAAUGUGUGGUUGGUUCGGCCAUGCGAAUCCUACAAAGAUGAAUACACAGAAUGUGCUUCUAUUAAAGGGCGCUUUCACCAGUACUUUAUUUUCGGGGAAAACAGUGAUUGCACACAGUGGCAGACAGAUUUUGAAAAUUGCAUGAAAUAUCGUCUUCAUAAUGACAUCCCUGCAUUGGAAGCAGUCAUUCAAAGUGAAUCAAAACGACGUUACGAAAGGUUGGCCCCCCACUAUUAUAAUGACGUUUGGAAGCACCGUACGAACCCACCGGAAGACUGGAACAAACCACUGCCAGCGAAAAUGCAAGAGGAAUAUAAAAACACCUAUCUUGAUCACAAGGCUCGCGAGUAUAAAGCAUCCCAGACGUGAAGGGAAUUUUUACUGCUGACAGCUGUUCAUAGUUUUCUAUAGUAGUACAAGAUAUAUCCUUAAUGAAACAAAAAAAAAGCGCAAUUUUCUUUA
Daphnia carinata is the source of this 609-nucleotide messenger RNA. RefSeq names its product UPF0545 protein C22orf39 homolog. The record is from RefSeq and is a predicted model, not a curated record. Bases 85 to 516 code for a protein of 143 amino acids. The transcript is spliced from 4 exons. Lineage: Eukaryota; Metazoa; Arthropoda; Branchiopoda; Diplostraca; Daphniidae.